This is a messenger RNA of Aspergillus nomiae NRRL 13137, 978 nucleotides long. RefSeq names its product monooxygenase sphC. The coding region runs from base 1 to 978 and encodes 325 amino acids. NCBI's taxonomy places the organism in Eukaryota, Fungi, Ascomycota, Eurotiomycetes, Eurotiales, Aspergillaceae. The transcript has a single exon. The record is from RefSeq and is a predicted model, not a curated record.
AUGUGGCGAGUCCCAACAGAUGUCCCACAGGUCGCCGUACCGAAUGGACUCAAGCUCGCGGAAGUGACCGUCGAUACACCGUUGGAUGAAGUGUUCAAGCACUGGAAGGAAAGCGGCGGCGUCAUCCUGAAGAACAUGCUCACCACCGCGGAAGCGAAGCAGAUCACCACAGAACUCGAGUCCCGCAUCGACUCCGUCCAACGAGGCUCCCGAGUUCCCCAUCCAGACCUGGCAGCUUUCCACGGCACCAAAACCAAGCGUGCAGGCGACCUCAUUAACCACAGCGCCACGUUUCGAGAGCGGAUUCUCGAAAAUGACUUUAUCCACGCCAUCUGCAAGCGCUGCUUCAGCGAAGGUGGGCAUAACGGAGACUACUGGCUCUCGGCGGCGACAACGCUCAAUGCUUCCGGACCGCAGCCCGGGCAGGUCUUGCAUCGCGAUCUCACCUCCUAUCCACCAUACGCCCAGCUCGGCCCUGAUUGCACCGAACCACAGAUCAACUUCCUCUUCGCCUUCUCCGACUUCAGGGAUGAGAAUGGCGCCACGCGCAUCAUCCCUGGGAGCAACAAGUGGCCCUUUGACCAACGCGGAAACAUGAACCAGACAAUCCCAGCCGAGAUGAACACGGGUGACUGUCUACUGAUCGGGGGGAAAGUCAUUCAUGCGAUGGGCGAGAACAAAACGGAGAUGGAACGGAAAUGUAUCCAGCUGACGGUCAUCCCGAGUUUCCUGACUCCGUCGGAAGCACAUCCUUUCAUAAUCAAGCUGGAAACCGUGAAGAAGUUGUCCAAGCGUGCGCAGCGAUUCGUCGGGUUUAGAUCGCAGUACCCUCGAGGCUCGCCAGGCUUAUGGACCAAGGAUUAUAUCGAAUUGGCAUUGCACUUGGGUUUGGAUGACCUUCAGGGGGCUAUGGAGGACUUGCAGGAUGUGAUCAACCAGCCGAAACAAUGGGAUACAAUUGAUUAUGACAAUGUUUGA